This is a messenger RNA of Cuscuta campestris, 883 nucleotides long. The record is from the annotation of a GenBank genome assembly. Lineage: Eukaryota; Viridiplantae; Streptophyta; Magnoliopsida; Solanales; Convolvulaceae.
UAUGAAAUAUUUUAUGGAAGGAGGAGGUAUAAAAAAAUGGAGAACCCUAAGAUUGUUGGAGUAAUUAUUAAUAUGUUCACGAGAAAUGUCAUUUUAAGGAAAUUUCCCAAUCUGCCCCUACCCCUAUCCGGUUAUUUAAAUAAAUACCCCAUUCACCCCCAUCGGCUCCACACUUUUUUUUUUUGCAACACAGAGAAGAGAAGAAAGAGAGAUGAGAGAACUGAGGCCCUCAAACGACGUCGCAUCAGUACACUCCUCCUCCGACAACCUCAACCCCAACAACAACACAAUCUGGCAAUGGAAAUCUCCGAUUCCGUACGUUUUCGUGAGCCUCUCCGUCGCAUUCGCCGUAAUCCUCCUCGCAAUCGUCGUCCUCGUCUGCUCCCUCCACAAGCACCACCACCAGCAGCAGCAGCAGCCGUCCGGCGACGGCGGAGACAAAUCCGGCCGAUCGGCGCCGGACAAGGCCGCCGCUCCCAGUUUCAUCGUCGUCAUGGCCGGAGACGCCAAGCCGACGCACAUCGCGAUUCCCAUCCCUUCCUCACUCUCUCCUCAUCUCACUGAUGAAGAACAAGUCUUUAAUUAAUUACCGAGUAAUUAUUUUUGUUUUUUUGUUUUAAAAAAAUUUCUUCCUUUUGGACCGCCCGGGAAUGUAAUUAUAAGCGUAGAAAUAUGCUGAGUAGAUUUAAUAAUCUCUUUUUUUCUUUCUUUGAUUCUACAAUAACAUAUUAUAAACACAAUUUUGGGAUGACUUUCCUCUCUAAAUUAUUCUCCAGUUCUGAAUUUCAUUUCUAGUCAAUAAAACAGAGUCUUCCAUAAUCAAAAUCCAUUGGCUAUUUCAUAAGUUUAAUCUCACGAUUUCGAAUGAAUUUCUGAUGAAUCC